GUUUGAGGGGGACAAUACUAGUCAAAGCAACUGGUGCCUGGAAAUUAUUGGUUGAGAGAAGGAAACCUAAUCUCCCUCAAAUUCAAAAAGGAGAGAGCUUGGAAUUUGGAUGCUUAUAAUCAAUCUUGUUUGGGUUCCAGACAUGUUCUUCCUCAAACAUGCACUCUUUGUUUCGGUUGUAGCCCUCAGUUGCUUGAGCACACAAAGAUUUGCUACUGCUAUGGUGCCUCAAAAUGAAGUGGAUGCUCUCCAGCAAAUUGCCAAGACAAUGGGGGCUACUUACUGGGAGUUUAAUGCCACCUCUUGCAAAUUGGAAACAGUCGGCGUUACGUCGCCGGAGCCUCCAGCCGGUUCUGAGAAGAACAUUACUUGCAAUUGCCAAUUCCAUAACAAUACCUGCCACAUUGUAGCCAUAGAAAUCAAGAGGUUCAGUCUGCCAGGUGUACUUCCACCUGAGCUGGUUCAGCUUCCUUACCUCCAGGACAUUGACUUUGCUUACAACUAUGUAAGUGGGUCAAUUCCUAUCCAAUGGGGUUCAAUGGAAUUGAAUUUUAUCUCUGUUCUUGGAAACCGAUUGUCAGGGGAGAUACCAAAGGACUUGCGUAACUUCAGGAAUCUCACAUACUUGAAUCUUGAAGCAAAUCAAUUUUCCGGAACACUCCCUUCAGAACUUGGGAAGUUAGUUAACUUGGAAACUUUGUGAGUCACCUUGUAAC
Messenger RNA from Corylus avellana, 716 nucleotides. The record is from RefSeq and is a predicted model, not a curated record. NCBI's taxonomy places the organism in Eukaryota, Viridiplantae, Streptophyta, Magnoliopsida, Fagales, Betulaceae.